CAAAUUCUCAUAAAAAGACCAGACUUAAUGGUCUGACUGAGACUAGAGGAAUCCCGGCGGUCAUGGUCCCCAAACCUUCUGUUUGCACAGGACGGGAACCAUCCUCGAAGACAACUCAUCAGACAUGGAAGGGACUGGACAGUGGGUAGGAGAGAGAUGCUGAUGAAGAGUGAGCUAAUUAUAUCAGGUGGACACUUGAGAGUGUGUUGGCAACUCUUGUCUGGAGGGGGGGAUGGGAGGAUAGAGAGAGAGGGAAGCUGGCAAAAUUGUCACGAGAGGAGAGACUGAAAGGGCAGCCUCAAUAGGGGAAGAGCAAGUGGGAGUACGGAGAAAGAUGUAUGUAAACUUAUAUGUGACAGACUGAUUGGAUUUGUAAAUGUUCACUUGAAGCUUAAUAAAAGUUAAUAAAAAAAUACGUUUAAUUACAUAAAUAAUGAAUAUUUAUUGUAGAUAAAUUCAGAAAAUACACAUAAUCAUAAAAGAAUAAAAUUGCCCAUGGUCACUAGAAUCCCACUUCGCAGAGAUAAUGCUGUUAACAUUUUGGUGAAGACCUCCUAUUUUUCUAGACAUAUGUAUAGAUGCUUGGAAAUUUUUUUCUUUUUUCACAAAAAUGGAUCAUAGGUAUUGCAUUGAGACCUGCUUUAUUCAAUUAAGUGUAUAUUGUGAACGUAUCCAUGUCGAUAAAUAGAAUUCAUUUUUAAUGGCUGCGUUGUAUUCCAUUGUCUGGAUAUAUAAUAAUUUACCAGACUGAUUCUAGCUUGUUUCCAAUUUUUGACCGUUACAGAUAACAUCGUAAUUAAUGUGUUUGCACAUCUGUCUUUCACACAUCCAUAAUUAGGUAAAUUUCCACAAGAAUUGCUGGGUGGAAGCAUAUUUAUGAGUUUUUUUUAAGACUUUAAAGAUACUUCAUUGUCAAGCCGAAGUUUAGAUACAAGAAACAGAAACUGUACUUUCAUCAAGGAGCCCUGGUGGUGCAAUGGUGAAGGUCGGGGAUCUGAACCCGCCGUCUGCUCCUCGGGGGAAAGCUGUGGCAGUCUGCUUCCAUAAAGAUUAGCAGCCUCGGGGAGCCAGCGGGCAGUUCUGGUCUGUGUUACAGGGCCUCUGUGAGUCAGCGUUGAUUCCAUGGCAAGGAGGUUGGCUUUUUCAGCUGUUUGGUGAAGCAUCCAUGCUACUUCACUAUUUGAAGCUUUUCAUUAAAGUUCUUAACCAGUUUCUUAAUAAUUGUUAAUGAUUAAUCACACUAAAUUCAAUGCCCCCCCCCUUUUUUUUACGAGAAUUUUAUUAAAGAAAGGUCUCAUUUUUAAGCCUGUCCUUCAGCCUGGACGUUUUGAUAUGCUUCUAGGAGGAUUUUACAAAGCUCCCCAGGUAGUUGUGAGCAGCAGGAUGUGGGGACCACUGCAUUAGACCAGUGCUUUCAGUCUUUUCUAGCAGAGUAAACAUGAUCACCAUGCUGGGAAGCAGAGCCCACUUAAGCCUGCCACCAGAACAAAAUUUCUUCGAAGCGUCCUGUUUUAACUUGGUAAUUCCUAUCGAAUUUAACUUAGAAAUUCCAUAAGAUAUUUUGUUUUUUUAAAAGAAUUUUUAUGGUUUUAUUAUUUAUAUUUAAAUCGAAGACCUAACCGGAUUUUAUUUUCUCGUAUGGUACGAAGGAAGGGGGUCUAACUUGAUUUUUUUCAAAUGGAUAACCAGUUGUCCCCGUGGCAUUUAUUGAAUGAGUUGUCCUUUCUCCACUGAUCUGAAAUGUCACCUUUAUUAUAUACCAGAUUCCAGUGUGCAAUAUAGAUAAGUCUGUGUCUGGGCUGUGUUUAUAUAUUCCUUUGUGAAGGCCAUGCCGUUUUAAUAACUGUGACUCUGAAGCACUUUUGUUUGGCAGUCAAUCUUAUGUCACUGUCCUCUUCAAAUACUCUCAACAUUAAAUUUAAAUUUCUUACAAUAACAUAUUGACAAUGAAGAUCACAACUGUACCCUAGCUGUCAGCCUCAUCUUUGCUACUCUCCUGGAACCUGCUUGCCCCAAACUGACCGUAUCUACCUCGAAAUUUCUUGCAGUCAUCCCAGUGUUCCUUUUUAAUUACACAAGUAAUGAAUGUUUAUUGUAGAUAAAUUCUACAAUUUAUGACUUGUCUUUGUGCAGGUCAUUCAUUUUGCCUGCCUGCUUCUCCUGAUGCGGUUCAUUUUUCCUUCAGGAUCCAGCUAAGGCUCUUCUCUUGUGUGAAACCUUUCCAGAUUUCCCCUAGGCCACAGUAAACCUUUCUCCUCUGUGCCCUUCUAGUGCUCUGUGCGUAACUCUUCCAAUCUUUUGUAUCUAAAGCCAUCCAAAAAGCUUCUAGCACAACGUUACGCAUUACAUUCAGUUUGAAAAUAUAAAGCAGUGAAAUUCUUCAAAAUAUCCUCGGUAUACAGUGCUCCUUCAAGGGCCUGCAUGCUUUUAAAAACUUUUGUUGUUGUUGUUGAGACUAUACACAGCAAAACAUACAGCGCUUCAGCAGUUUCUCCAUGUAGAGUUCAGUGACAUCGGUUACAUUCUUGGAGUUUGGCAACCAUUUCUCACCCUCCUUUUCCGAAUUGUUCCUCCCCAUUAACAUAAAGUCACUGCCCCCUGAGGCUCAUAUCUGAUCUUUCGAGUGGCUGUUGUCAGUGUGAUCCCAUAUAGUUAAUUCUUAAGAGAGCAUGAUGCUUAAAGCAGUUAAGGCUACACUACUGUUUGGUUUUAAGAAGACUUCAGGGGAUAUUUUUUAUUUAAAGUUUAAAGGUUAUCCUAAGGCAAUAGUUUCAGGCAUUCAUCCAGCCUCCAUCACUCCAGAAAGUCUGGAGUGCAUGAGAGUUUUAAAUUCUGUUCUACAUUUUCCCCCUUUUGAUCAGGAUUCGUCUGUAGAAUCUUUGAUCAAAAUGUUUAUUAAUGGUAGCGGGGCACCUUGCAGUUGCCUCCACGCUUUUUUACACAUACUGUUUAUGGGGCUGCAUUGCCUAGCAGGUUCCUGCUUCAGCUUUAGGACUGCUCAGGAGUCAUGCUUCCCCUCAGCAGAGUUCCCUGCCAACUUUCGUUGUGCUUGGUGCAUGUCUCUUUGUAACAUUUUUCAUGGGGCUCUAUAACAGUACACAUCGGGAAGUACAGUGCUGUUUAGUGAUUUGGCUUUGGAAUGAAAUAACCUAAGUUCUAAACCUAGCUUUACCACUCUCCAGCUUUGUGACCUGUGACCAAUUAUUUAAUAUUUCUAAGCUUCAGUUUCUUUAUGUACAAAAUGGGGAUAAUAAUAUUUCCUUCCUUAUAGGGUUGGCAUAAGGAUCAAAUGAGACAGCACCUCUCGAGAACAUAGCCCUGUAUCUAGUGCAUAGGUAGCCCUGAUUAAGGGCUUGUUAUUGUUAUGUCUGAAUCCACUAGACUUGGUGUAAGACUUUCUCUAAUUUAUCUCUGAAACCUAAUACCUAGCCCAGGGCCUGGCAGGGAGUAGACUGAUAAAUAAAUUACCAGCUGUCCUCAAAACAGCCCCCUUCCCACCUCAUGUUUCUCAGUGGUGCCAUCGUUGUCUUUAGAGCCAUCUUUAACUUCUCCUCAUCCUUCAGAACAGAAAUUGAUUGUUUACGGUGAACCAAGCACUGUACAAGGCCCUGGAUGUAUAAUGAGACAAAAAUAUGUAGUCUCUACCCAUUGGAGCUUACAGUAUACCAGAAGAAGUAAUUAAAAGAGAAGAAUAAAAAAAAAAAAAAAGAAUCUGGGGCUCAUUAUGCUUUUUUCACUCUAUUUUUGUGUGUGUUUGCAAAAUUUUUAAGUAAGUAAAAGAACAAGUAAUUGUAGAAUAUUAUGUGCUAUAAAUAAAAUGAAUAAAGACUGUGUUAGACAACAACAGGGAAGUCCAGCAUGGAUAAAGUGGUCAGGGAGGACCUGUGGUGUUUAUACUUAAACUGAGACAUAAGAUUGAGACGGAGCCGGUCAGAGAGAAGGGUGUUUCUGACAGAGAGUAUCGCGUGUGUGCCAAGCCAUAAGAGAGCAAGGUCUUUAGUGUAAUCCAGACAGUGCAAGGCCAGAGUGACUGUAUUGGAGUGAGCAGGAAUGAAGGGAUGAUGUUGGAGAACUGGAGAGCUAGUAAGCAGAGUCCAUACACUGAAGACCUUGAAGACCAAGAGGAGGAGUUAGAUUUUAUUCCCAUUGCACCGUGAUACUUGAAGGCUUACAAGCAGAGAGUAAGCUGAUCUAAUUUACAUUUUUAAAAGAUGUGCAUCAGAAAGAUUGGAGGAAGACAAGGGUUGAAGCAGAGAGGCCAGUGGGGAGGCUAUUGCAGUAAUUUAGACAAGAGAUGAUAACAGCAAGAGAGAUGGAGAACAGUAAAUACAUAGUGUAUCUGAGAUACAUCUUAGAGAUAGACUCAGUGGAAUUUUCUGGUGGAGUAGAAGUAGGAGGUGAGGGAGAGAUAGAACCAUCAUUUCUGACCUGGAAACUGAAGACUGUGUCAUUUACUGAGAUGGGAAAGAUUCAAGCAGAAUAUGUUUUGGGGGGGAAGUCAAGAGUUAAAUUUUGAUUAUAUUAAAUUUGAGGUACCCAAGUAGAAAAGUCAAAUAAGCAAUUGAAUGUAACACCUGGAGUUUCAAGGUAUGUUCUAGGCUACAGACAUAAAUUUGAAAGUUUUCACUGUAAGGAGAAUAAUUAAGACCAUGGGAAUGGUUGACAUCCCUAAGGGAAAGAGUGAAAGAGAGCUUGGUAUUAAGUUCUGAAUCGCUAUUAAUGUUUGGAGAUGGGGCUAGAAGAGGACAAAGGAGCAAAGUAGGAGGAGCCAAAUAAGUAGAAAGAAAACCUGGAGGGUGAGGUACCUAAGAAUCCACUGUAUCCCCGUCCAGUGCCUAGAACAGUCCUGUCCAGGGCUGGAGUUCAGUGAUUAUCCAUCGAGUGAAAUCAAGAGAAGAGGUUAUUUCAAGAAGGAGGCAAUAAUUAACAGUAUUUGGUGCUGCUGAAAGGAGUCCUGGUGUAGCAGUGCUUCAGUGGUUGGCUAUUAACGAAAAGGUUGGCAGUUCGAACCCACCAACUGCUCCAAGGGAGAAAAGAUGUGGCAGUCUGCUUCUGUAAAGAUUACAGCCUUGGAAACCCUAUGGGGCAGUUCUUCUCUGUCCUAUAGGGUUUCUAUGAGUUGCAGUCAACUCAACAGCUAUGAGUUUUUAGCUGCUGGUGGUACAACGGUUAGGCACACUCAACUGCUAACCCAAAGGUCGGCAGUUUGAGCCCACCUAGUGCCUCUGUGGAAAGAAGACUUGGCAGUCCGCUCCUGUGAAGAUUACAGCCAAGAAAACUCUACGGGGAAUCCCUGAUGGAGUAGGAGAACAGUGGGAUGCAGAUCUCAAAUUCUCUUGAAAAGACCAGGCUUAAUGGUCUGACUGAGACUGGAGGGACUCUGGAGGUCAUGGUCCCUGGACCUUUUGUUAGCCCAAGAUUGGAACUAUUCCCAAAGCCAACUCUCCAGACAGGGAUUGGACUGGACUAUAAGAUGGAUAAUGAUACUGGUGAGGAGUGAGCUUCUUGGAUGAAGACACAUGAGACUAUGUGGGCAACUUCUGUCUGGUGGCGAGAUGAGAAGGAAGUGGGGGACAGAAGCUGGUUGAAUGGACACAGGAAAUACAGGGUAGAGAGGAGGAAUGUGCUGUCUCAGGAGGAGAGCAGCUCUGAGUACAUAGCAAGGUGUGUAACUUUUUGUAUGAGAGACUGACUUGAUUUGUAAACUUUCACUUAAAGCACAAUGAAUAAAUAAAUAAAAAGAAAUUAACUCUAGAUUAUUGAGAAACCUUCAAAAAAAGCAGCUCUAUGGAGCAGUUCUACUGUGUCGGAUGGGGUUGCUAUGAGUUGGAAUUGACUUGAUGGCACCCAGCAACAACAACACAGUGCUGCUGAGAGGCCCAGUAAGAUAAGGGCAGUGAACUACUCAUUGGACUGGCAACAUGGAUGUUGCUGUGAUGGAAUUGGGAGUCAAUUAGAAGGGGUUGGAUAGAGAGUGCGUGGGAGGUGAGAAAAUGCAGAUACCAUAUUUUUAACACUUUAACAAAGUUUGACUGAAGGGAGCAGAGAGCUGAAAUGGUAGCUGAAGGGGUAUAUGGAAUGGACGAAGAGUUUUUGUUUUUUAAGAGGGGACGUACUAGAGUUUAAAUGUGUACAUAUGGAAAUGAUCUAGUUGAGAGUGAGUGACGGUUGAUGGAGGGAAGGGAUAAUCGCAAUAUUGGAUUUUAGGAGUAAGGGAAAGGGAAUGAGAUCAGGAAUGUAAGUAGAGGGAUUGUUCUCAGAAAGAGGAGGGUCUCUUCGUAUGUCGAAACGGGAAAGAAGGCAAAAUAGAUGUGGAUUCAGGGUAGUUUAUACAGCUGUUCAUGAGAAGAUGACAGAUUGCUAGUUUUGUUAUGGCUUUUUACUUCUCAAUGAAGAGUCAACAACAUCAGUUAAAUGGGGGGAAGAUUGUGAAGGAGGGAAAGAAAUGGGUAAAAAAUAGCCCUCUUAGAAGAGAAACUGGAAAGCCAGCUUGCGAGAGAAACCUAGUUGGAUUGUCAGUUAACAUCGAGUGCCCAUUUGGCGACCUUGACUUUAUGGUGAAAAUAACCUGCCUGGUUGAAUGGUCUUUGAUCAGUAUCGUUGACAUGGAGAAGACAGUUUAUUGGGUUCUUGGAUUGUGGCGUUCGAGAGGAGACCUUGGAAGAGAGUUGAGCAUUCUUGAAAAGGAGUGGAUAUAAUGAUUAACUAUGAAAUCUAAGCUGGGUAAAAAGAAAAAUGAAGUCAGGAGAGGGAAGGUGAGGUUAAGGAAUUGAAGAUCUCAUAGCAACUGAAAAAUUGUUUUCACGAGGGCACUUGAGUUAAGUGAGCUAGAAGGAUGAAUGAGUAGAUGAGUUUGGAGGUGAUGUAAUGGCGAAUUGAGUUUGGUGUGACAGUGGUAGGAUGUGGCUAAGGCACAGUGAAGGAAAAGAUCCUUGGAGCUGUGUAGUUCAGAGAACUGAGAGGCCAGAGUGUUUGGAUGUUGAAAUUAUGCUGAGGGUGAUGGCUGUGCUGGAGAGUUUUAACACUGAGCCAGAUGUGGUAAAAUAUCAGAUAGUGAUAAGUGUUCUGCAAAGAAUUAAAGUUGGUUUCUGGAAUAGAAAGAGGAUAGAUGAUUUCUUCAUACUGGGUGCACAGGGAAGGCCUCUCUGAGGAGGUGACAUGUGUGCUCAGAUACAAAUGAUAAGAAAAUUAGUGGGAAGAAUAAUUCAGGCAGGGGAAACAGCUAGUACAAAGGCUCUAAAGAGGAACAAACCCCAGGCCUUUGAGGAACAGAAAGAAGGCCAGUGAGGCUAGAGCUUCGUAGGUCAAAAAAGGGUGGGGCAAAAUGAAUUUGAAGUGCAGUAGGACCCGAUGAUAAAGAAUCUUGAAGAUGAUGGUCAGGAGUUUGAUGUAUGUGUUUUAUUCUAAGUGCCACAGUAUGGUCGCCAGCCUUCAAGAUGGCCCCAUGACCCCUUGCCUCCUGGCAUUCAUGCCUUUGUGCUGUCCUCCCUCACAUUGAUAAGCUGACCUAUGCAACCAGGGGAAUAUUGUGGAAAUAAUGGUGUAUGACUCCCGGAGCUAGGUCAUAAAAGACAUUGCAGCUUCUGCCGUGCUCUCUUGAAUCAGUCACUCUGAGGAACCUAGUCUGCCACGCUGUGAGGACACUUUAGUAGCCUGUGGAGAAGCUCACAUGGAGAGGAACCGAGGCCUGCGGCCAACUACCAUGUGAGCGAACUAUCUUGGAAGUAGAUCCUCCAGCCCUAGACAAACCUUCAGGUGACUGUAGCCCCUCACACAUAUUUCAUUCAUAAAUAUUCUGGUGUCUAUCUCUAAAAGGUAAGGGUUCUUUUAAAAAAAACCAUAAUGUACUUACCACACAUAAAAAUUAAUAAUUCCUUAAUAUCAUGAAAAAGUCAGUGUUUGAAUUUACCCUGAUUUUCUAAAAAAAAAAAAAGAAAAUGUGUUUUUUUUACCGUUGUAUCAGGAUCCAAACAAGGACGACUAAAUAGCGUUUGGCUGCUAUGUUUUCUGAGUCUCUUUUUUUCUAUAGGUUCCUCCCCCCCGCCCAUUUUUUUUACUCUCCAGUUUAUUUUUAAAAUAAAAUAUUUAAAAUAAACUUGGUCAUUUGUCCUGUAGUUGCUGACAUUCUGUAUUUUGCUAAUUGCAUGCCCGUGGUGUGUUUAACUUGUUCCUCUAUCUUUGUAUUUCAGGUAAACUGGUAGUUACAUCUAGAAGCUUAAUCUAAUUCAGUGUCUUUUGGUUUGGCAAGAAUACUUUACAGAAGGUGGUAUUUCCUGUCAUUAGGAGGCACCUAAUAACCAAUCGUCCUUUCUUACUAUGCAGUUAACUAAUGGUUAUCAAAGAUCAAUGCCUAGAUAUGUUAAUUUAUUAGUGGUUGCAAAUGGUGAUAUUCUGUCAUUUGUCGCUUGUCUUAAUCCAAGAACUGUGGAGUUGUUUGUUUGCAGGGGAAUAAGAAAAUGAAGGCCUUACAUAUAGAGUGAAAAAACUAAAGUUUUAACUCUCCUUUUUAAAUUGUAUAUCAUCUGUCUGCCAUACUUUAUUCAUCAUCUCCAUUGAAGAGACAUGCUAAUAAACUUUUCAUAUUUCUGGCAGUAUAAAACCAGGCAGUAUUUAAAGAUUACCACUAUAGCAUUUGGUCAAUGUAUUUCUUAAGUCUCUUUUUAUCUGUAGGUUUCCUCUCGUUGUAGAGUCCCCUCCCACAGACACACGUCUUCCUCUUGGCAUUUUUAGGAGGGUAUUUUGUUUGGAAAAUUGUUGCUUUCUCAUACUACCCUCAGUUUAUGCUGCAUCAUUAGUGGAAAAUCUUAGUUUUUGUGGCAGGCAUAAGGAAGCCAUGUUUCUGAAUAUUUUGGCCACUGAAAUGUACUUUAUUACGGAUAGCAAUAGGAAUAUAAUAUAUGAUGAGAAUUGUAUGUAUAAAUUAUGAAUCAAGUUAGGCAGGAAUGGAAUAUUGCCCCUUUAUGGGAAGACUCUGGAAUGUAGAAUUUUUUCAACAUUUAACAACUUGAUGCUUCCCUCUCUUCCAUGGAUCUACUUCAGUGUUAUGCAUUAUGUAUUAAGGAAAAAAUGCUACCAAUUAAUUGUAAGCUGUAAGAUGGCGUUAAUUGUAAAACCUGUCCGGAUUUCAGAGAUGUUAACGGGUAAAGAAAAAAAAUGUACAAAGUUUAUGAAAUAUAGUAUUUUGAUAGCAAAUACUAAUCAAGUCCAGGAGAAAAUAUAGAAAUAUAAGAAAAAUAAUUUUAAAAACCAAGCAACUUGAAGGAGGACUUGGUGAAAGUAUUCUGAACCUAAGAAUUAAAUGUGAAGUGGAGAGUUUUAUGUAUAAAAUAUCUGAGGUUAAGGUAGCUUUCCAUUGAUUUCUUCAGAGGUGAUCGUAAACUACAACUGAACUACCCUUGAAUUGGAUUAAAAAUUCCCAGUGGCCGUUACUUAAAUGAAAAGUUUCUUUAGCGUCGAACUGGUAGGUGCUAGCUUGUAGAAAGACCAGAUGUUGAAUGUAGAGCAUAUUUGGUAAAACAGAAGUUUAAUACGCAGCUUGAAUAGUAGCAUUCUUUUGCAGGUGCUUUUUGCAGUGUUUUCAGUUUUCUUUCUCCCUCUGGGUUCUGAUUACCACUUCCGUGUUGUUGCGAGGAGAUUUCUGCUAAUUUCACACGAGCUUGGAGUGAACCUGUUGUAGCUGGUCUUCUUGCUGAUGCGAGUGUUAAUAUUGCAAUAUGUGUGGGUAUAUAUAAGCAUCAACAUUCUUUCCAAACAUUUUGAUUUGGUUAGAUCAUCUCCAGCCAUCAUUGAGCUGCUAGCUAGAGUGCUACCAUUUAAUGAUAUCAUGCACUCUAGAAAUUCUUACAGUUAACCUUGCCACAAAGAAAAAGAUGACUACUCACUCAGUUAUUAGGAAGCAGUUUUUCUUCUUUGGACUAUUACAGUAGCCUUAUACCUCUUCUUCCUACCUCUAUGUGCUUUUGUCAAUUAGGCUAUAUAUAAUGGAAAAUCCAACUUUGCUUUAACCAAAUAGAGUUUUUUUUUCUUACCAACAGAAAAUUGAGAAGCAAUCCAAGGCAGGUACAGUCACUCCACCGUGGUGUUGAAGUCUCCAAUUCCUUCUCCCCAUCCUUAGGUGUGCCUAAGGCCACUUCACUGCUUCCCUCCCAGUUCCACCCCUCCCCACCUUUCCCCACGGUUGCCUUCCAUACAGGAAGAAGGAGGGAAGGGUAAGUGAGGUACAAAAGGUGUUUCUCAUCUAAUGAUGUACAUCCAUUGACCAGAGCUGUGACACAUGGCUACCUCUUUUCAUAAGAGAAGUUGGGAAAUGUGGUUUUCUAGCACAGCACAGGGUUACCCCCAAACAGAUCUGGAUUCCAGUAGGAAGGGUAGGCAACUAGCAGUUUUUGUUAUGUGCCCCUUUAGUCUGUGAUGUAUAUUUCCUAAAGCAUAUGUUCGAUUAGUGCAGCAAACAUUCAUUGAGUAUCAGCCCUGUGCCAGACACUGGGAAUAUAAAGGUUAGUAGCGUUGUUGUUUUGGGAGUGUUGCUGUUAGCUGCUGUCAAGUCAACCCGACUCAUGGCAAAACGCUGCCCGGUCCUGCACCAUGCCAAGAUCGGUUGCAGAUUGGACCACUGUGUUCCAUAGGGUUUUCAUUGCGUGAUUUUUGCAAGUAGGUCUCUAGGCACGGUUCCUAGUCCAUCUUAGCCUGGAAGCUCCACUGAAGCCUGUUCAGCAUCAUGGCAACACAGAAGCCUGCACCGAUACAUGGGUGGUAGCUGUGCAUGAGGUGUAUUGGCAAGAAAUCAAACCUGGGUCUUCUGCGUGGAAGGCCAGAAUUCUCCUGUUACACACCACUGCCUCAUAAAGAUGAGUAAGAUACUCCAUUCUUCCCAUACUUGAUAGGAGAGAUAGACAUCAAAACAACAAGAAAAUUAAAGCACUGCAACCUAUAACCCUCAAGGCAGGUGUGAUUGACAAUUACAGUGACUCAUCCAUGCCCUCACCAGAUAACUGGGCCCCUUUUACAUAGUGAUCUAACCCGGGUCUUCGGCACAGCCUAGCACCUCUGCACUGCCCUACCUCACUCCCCACCCCUGAGUGCUUGCAUUUUACUGAGUGAAUUAUCUCAGAAACGUGUAAACAUGACUAUGAUGUCAGUUUUGGAAACCACCGUCUGUCAUAUUGAACACAUUGGUGCCUGUAAGUAAUGGUCAGCCACUAAAUGCCAGGAUCAUGAGCGACAUUUUCAGACUUCAGAUUCCAGACCUUUGGCCGCAGAAAACUACUGAAAUGGCCGGUGCUUUCUCAGGAAGCCUGUGAGAAUUCUCAGCCAUAAGGAGUAGGGAAUAAAGCUCAGCUAUUAUCCAGUGUGUCCUUUGACCAUACUUAUUCAGUCUGUAUGCUGAGCAGAUAAUCCGAGAAGCUGGACUAUAUGAAGAAGAACGUGGCAUCAGGAUUGGAGGAAGACUCAUUAACAGCCUGCGAUAUGCAGAUGACACAACUUUGCUUGCUGAAAGGGAAAAGGACUUGAAGCACUUACUGAUGAAGAUCAAAGACCACAGCCUUCAGUAUGGAUUACACCUCAGCAUAAAACAAAAAUCCUCAAACUGGACCAAUAAACAACAUCGUGAUAAGUGGAGAAAAUAUUGAAGUUGUUGGAAACCCUGGUGGCGUAGUGGUUAAGUGCUAUGGCUGCUAACCAAAAGGUCAGCAGUUCAAAUCCGCCAGGCACACCUUGGAAACUCUAUGGGGGCAGUUCUACUCUGUUCUAUAGGGUCGCUAUGAGUCGGAAUCGACUCGAUGGCAGUGGGUUUGGUUUGUCUGGGUUAUUGAAGUUGUCAAGGAUUUCAUUUUACUUGGAUCCACAAUCAAUGCCCAUGGAAGCAGCAGUCAGGAAAUCAAAGGACACAUUGCAUUGGGCAAAUCUGCUGCAAAAGACCUCUUUCAAGUGUUAAAAAGCAAAGAUGUCUCUUUCAGGACUAAGGUAUGCCUUGACAUAAGCCAUGGUAUUUUUGAUCACCUCAUAUCCAUGUGAAAGCUGGGCAAUGAAUAAUGAAGAAUGAAGAAAAAUUGACGCCUUUGAAUAGUGGUGUUGGCAGAGAAUAUUGACUAUACCAUGGACUGCCAGAAGAACAAACAAAUUUGUCUUAGAAGAAGUACAGCCAGAGUGCUCUUUAGAAGUGAGGUGGCGAGACUUCGCCAUAUGUACUUUGGGGAUGUUAUUAGGAGGGACCAGUCCAAGGAGAAAGACAUCAUGCUUGGUGAAGUACAAGGUCAGUGGAAAAGAAGAAGACCCUCAAGGAGAUGGAUUGACACAGUGGCUGCAGCACUGAGCUCAAGCAUAAUGACAACCAUGAGGAUGGCAUAGGACCUGGCAGUGUUUCAUUCUGUUGUACCCACGGUCACCGUGAGUGGGAACCGACUUGAUGGCACCUAACAACACCAACUGGCAUUAUCCAGUGAAGUCUAAGAUUGUUAUGGAUGAUCAGAGGAGAAGGUCUGUUACUUUAGCAACAUUGUCUUUUUUGGGAGAAUCUAAGUUUCCUGCUGAGAUAUGAUAUUUCUGUUAAUUGAAGGCUGGAUCAAAUUUGCACUAAAAAAUCAUACAGGCGGUGUGAAAUUGCUAUCCUGAGACAUCUUUUCUCAAUCUUCCACUGCUCCUGAAGAAUAACAGUUUUCGUAUCCAUGUGUUACAUAGAGUGUCACAUAUAGGCCAACAAAUGUCUGUGAAAAACAAGAAAAAUUAAAUAUUACUUCUUAAUAUUUGUUAACCAUAAAGCAUAGCAUUAGAUUUUGGUUUUCAGUGGUGGGUUGUACUGAUGAGCCCAUACGUUGGCAUGUGAACGCAUUUUCCCACGAAAGCAGCUCUGUCAACAUAGCUCUGAUAGGAUUGCCGUGCCAUUGCGCUUUACUACAAUAAAGUUUGGAUAAUGGCAGGAAAGGAUAUCAGAGGGAGCCACUAGGGGCCAUGUGUCACCUGGCUUCAGGAGGGCUGUACUGGAGGAGUGAGGGGAGAACAGAGACCAUUUCCUAACCUGCCUCACCAGGGAAGUUCACCCUGGGGAUGAGUGGGGUGUCAGAUGGCAAAGCUUGGCCAUCCUAACUGGGGAGCCUGGGCUGGGAGGCUGUAGAAAUUUUUGAGCAAAGAAGUGACAAGAUCAGAUUUAUUUUUCAUUGUAAAAGUAAUUCAUGCUCUUUGUAAAGAACUUGACAUUUAUGAAGUAGAAAUUGGAAAAUUCCCCCAUCCCACUCCUCAAGGGUACCUGUUUUUAAAGGCUUUUGUAUAUCUUGCCAGAGUUUUUCCCUGUUCUUUCUUUGUAGUAUAUACUAUAUCAUAUAUUGUAUACAUUGUAUAUAAUUUGAUUUUACUGUGGAGGGAUUAAAUUAUAGUAAUGUUUUGUGCCUUGACUUUUUUAUUUCAAUGUAACAAAAUGUUGUGAACAUCUUCCAUAUUACAUUAGCCUCAUUCUUUUUAAUGGCUGCAUAAUAUCCUGGAAUUUAUAUUACCAAUCUGCUGUUGUUGUUGUUGUGUUCCAUCAAGUCGAUUUUGACUCAUAACGACUCUGUAUGACAGAGUAGAACUGCCCUGUAGGGUUUCCUAGGCUGUAAUCUAUACGGGAGCAGUUCGUCAGGUCUUUUCUUUUGUGGAGUGGCUGGUGGGUUCGAAUCCCCAACCUUUCAGUGCAGCCGAGCACUCAACUAUUGCACAACCAGGGCUCCUUCUAGUCCCCUAGUGUUCUAUGUUAAGGUUUGUUGUCAGUUGAGGGUUACAAAUAGUAUAGCAGCAGUAGGAAUGAGCAGCUUUAUACUGAUACAUUUGUGUGCUGUUAAGUGUUUUUCUAGAAUUCAUUCUUAGAAGUGGAAUUGCUGCAUCAAAAGAUUUUGGUAGAUGUUGUCAUAUUAUUCUCUAAAAAGGCAGUUUAUAUUCUAUCAUCAAGGUAUGAUAGUGCCGUCCCCACACCUUGGUAUUAUCAAUCUACUUAAUCUUUGCUAACUUGCUAGGUGGAAAUCAUCUUUAUGUGUGUGUGUGUAUAUAUUAAAAAAAAAUUAUAUGUUAUAUAUAAUAUAUAAUAUUGUAUAUAUAAUAUAUAAUAUCCCUUAUGUCUUAUACCCUUUGUAGUUUUUUUUUCUUCUUGUGAAUUGUUUAUUCUUUUCCUUUGUCCAGAUAUCUAUUAGGUUUGUUCAUCUUUUUCUUAAUGACAUGAAAGAACUUUUUACCGAUUACGUGUUGCAAGUAUCGUGCAGGUUCUAGUGUAUGUAAUAUUUUUUUUUUGCUAUAGAUAAUGUUUAUAUGUAGUAAAAUUUAUUAGUAAUCCCCUUUUUUGUCUUAAGGGUGAAAUUAUCAUGCCUAAAAGAAGACCUUCCCCAAUUCAAGAUUAUAAAAUGUUUUACUCAUGAUUUCUUCUACUACUUUCAUAAAGUGUUUUAUUUACCUGAAACUUUAGUAUGUGGAAUAGCAUAUAUGAAGUAAGAAAUACAGCUUCCCAGCCCCCAUUCCCACAGUGAGUGACAGUUAUUCCAAAACCAUUUGUUGAAUAGUUCAUAUUUUCCCUACUUAUUUGAAAAAAAAAAAACUUAUUUGAAGUACCCUUUUAAUCAUAAUUUCCCAUAUAUGGUACACUUCUUUUCCCCCUUCACUGCCUAAAGCCCCAACCAUGGAAUUGACAAGAUUGGUAGUAUAUUGGAAGGGGACUGAGGUGGAAGGAAGUGUUGAACCUAGGCAGUAUAGAGGUUUGGGCAGGUUAGGAGAAAAGGAGUGGUUUUUGCAUAGGUGGGUGGAGAUUGGAAGGACACCAUGGUAGAGAUGAUUAGCAGAUACCUUAAUUCACUCAUCUUGUCCCAGUCCUUCCUCUUCUGCUUCCCUCUGAACACUAGCUGUCACACUUUAGCCUACAUCACAAUCACCUGGAGGGCUUGUGAAAACAGAUUGCUGGCCCAGGGUUUCUGACUUAUUAGAUCUAGGGGUGGAGUCUUUAAGACUUGAAAUUUCUUCCAAGUUCGCAGUUGCUGAUGCUGCUGGUCUGAGGACCACACUUGGAGAAUCACUGUUCUGGACCAAGUCUUCACUCCCAUCUUGGAGUGUGUUCUAAAGGUCUCCAGUUUGGCUGCUUUUUCCAGUUUUCCUUUUUCCUUUGACUCCUCCUGACACAAGUUAGGGCACAAAUGAGAGUGGAGAGAAAGGAAUAAACCUGAAAGGCAUUUCAAAAAAAGGAUCCAUGGGCUUUGGAGACUGAGUAGAUGUGAGGGACAAAGGAGCAGGAAGCAAGAAGGGCAUUUUUUAAACACUGCUACCAGAUUUACCCUUUCUAAAACACUUCUUUCAUCUUAUGAUUUCCUAUUCAAGAAUCUGCAGUGAGAUAAAUCUAAAAUGAGAUUUAUUUGAAUAAAAUACAGCAGACAGUUGACACCCAACCAGUGUUUCUCCUGUUUUAUCAAAGUCAAAUCUCAUUAUGACAAAUGACUUUGCAAGUAGAUCUCUGCAUUACCAAAUACUUUCAAGCCCAAGCUAGUGACCUACUUUAGGCAAUAUCCAAUUCAGCAAGCUAAUUUGGAUAGCAUUUUAGGACUUGCAGAAUUUAAUCUGAAGUACCGUAGUACAUUUGUAUAAAGAGCUGUUCUAAAAGGUAAGCUUAAACUCUACCUAGAAAUUCUGUUUAUUGCACAUAUAUCCUUAUUCUUUUAUCUCAUCGUGCACUGUGCUUUCUGUAUUUACCUUUUCCUUGUGCUUGGGUUGGCAAAAAAAAAAAAAAAAAAAAGGCAUUAUGCCAAAUGUUCAUGUUUGCAAUUAUAAAUGCAAUUAUAAAUGUGGAGUGUGUGUUUGUACAGGUGGGAUGAAAUUAAGCAAAUGACAGUGAAAGCCUGUUUAUCAAGAUCCGUGUUUGUUGCUCCUGGAUUGAAAAAUAAGUAGAAAGAAGGUGAUUUGAGUUUUUAAGAUAUUUUGUAUGUGACAUACCUUUCUUUUUAAAAGCUGACUUCUCUUGUUAUGUUUUAUUCUUGUGUUAUUUGGUCCCACUUGUGUGGGUGAGAUUUUAAAGAUGCGAGGAUUAUAGCUAGCUGUAAAAGAGUGCCAGGUAUUUUUUUAAACAGCUUUAUUGAGGUAUAAUAUGCAUACCAUAAAAUUCAUCCAUCUUAGGUACGCAGUUAAAAAAUUUUACUAAUGGGAAAAAUACCAUAUGGCUUAUAUGAUUUGUAUGGCUUAUAUGAAGUGCCUAGGGUAGGCAAGCGUAUGGAAAAAAACCAAAACCAAACCCAGUGCCAUCGAGUUGAUUCCGACUUGUAGCAUAGGGAGACCAAGUUUCUUAGUGGUUACCAGGGGCAGGUGAGAGGGAGUGGGGAAGGGGAACUCACUGCCUAGGGGAUACUGAGCUUCUGUUAAAAGUGAUGGGAAAAUUUGGAAGCAAUAAUGGUAAUGGUUGAAGAACAUGAUAAACAUGACUAAUGUCACUGAAUUGUACACAUGAAGAAUGUUGAAGCGGCAGGUGAUUUGUUAUGUACCUAUUUACCAGAAUAAAAAAUACAAAACAAAAAACAGAAAAAUGUUAGUAAAUUUACACUAUUGUACAUCCAUCAUCACAACCCAAUUUUAGAACAUUUCCGUCAAAGAGCUCCCCCAUUCAUGCCCAUUUGCUGUCAAUCCCUGUACCCACUCCUGGCCUGGUGCAGCCACUUACCCACUUUCUGCCUCUAUGGAUUGGCCUCUUCUAGACAUCUCGCACAGAUGGAAUCGCACCGUUCGUGGCCUUUCACAUCCAGCUGCUUUUACUGAGCAUACACUUUUCGAAGUUCUUCCAUGUGGUAGUAUGUAGUUCGUUUCUUUUUCUUGCUGAGUAGUUGUCUUGCCAUUGAGUGGAUGUACCACAGCUUAUCCAUUCACCACGUCAUGGACACUUAGGUUGUUUCUACUUUCUGGCUAUUGUGAAUUUAUGCUGCUGUGAAUACAGGUGUACACGAACAUUUGUUUUGACAUUACAUAAGUCACUGAUAACCAUAUGGGAAAUGCUUAAAAGUGAAAAUUGGGAAAUUUCAUUGCAGAAUAUUUUCAAACUGAAAAUAAAAACCUUACCUUAGACCACACCACAUUGCAUUCUCACAUUAUAUUAAUUCCUUGUUACCCCUUGAAGUUCCUUCUAGACUUACAAUUCAGCAAUAGUUCUGUUUUAUUAAGGCAAUAAAAAACCUCAUCUAGUAGAGCUUCUCAUUUAAAAAAAAAAAGUUAUGAUCUUUGUAAUGUGAGCCUCACAACAGUCUAAAUAUGUGGACAGGACACAUGUUGUUACCUUCAUUUGUUGCUGCCCAAAGGGAGUCUACACCCAUAUUCUUAGGUAAUUCCUGUAGUAAUCCCAUCAAGACUGUGCUUCCACUUCGUAGUGUACACACACAAUAGGACAGUACCAAAGCACCACUCCUAUGUGUGAUAUAGAUCCAGGUUUGGCGUCUUUGUAGCUCAUUUAUUCCACAAAGAUUCAUCGAGCAUCUAGUACAUGCCGAAUGCUGUGCUAGAUGUUGGCAAUAGAGAUGUGAAAGAUUUAGUCUUUGCUCUCAGGGCUGCAUCCACCGCCCAUCUGUCAGUUUGUUGUGCUGUGGUGGUUCGCAUGGGUCUCUGACGCUGAAAGCCAUGCCACCGGUAUUUCAAAUACCAGCAGGGUCAUGCAUGGUAGACACAUUUCAGCAGAGCUUCCAGAUUAAGGCAGACUGGGAAGAAAGGCCUGGCGAUCUGCUUCAAAAAAUUAGCCAGUGAAAACGUUAUGGUUCACAGGAGAAAGUUGUCUAAUUUGAUUGCUGUGGACAUGUUAUUAGAAGGGGUCGGUUGCUGGAGGAGGACAUGAUGUUUGGUGAAACAGAGGACCAGAGAAGGUGAGGGAGACCCUCAGUGAGAUGGAUUGGCACAAUAACCACAACAGUGGACUCAAACACACUGGUGAACAUGAGGAUGACACAGGACCAGGCAACCUUUAGUUCUGCUGUACAGAACGUCACCAUGAAUUGGAAUCAACUUGAUGGCAACUAUCUAUCUCUAUAAAGACUCCAUACAAGAAAAUAAAUUGUAAUACUGGGCCACGGGAACCCAGAGGAAGAGCAUCUAAUGUGAGGAAGAUAGGGAAGAGGCUAUCAGACUGUACGUUAUCGGUAAUGAUAAUAGCUAACUCUGUACCAGGCACUGUUCCAAGCAGUUUUUACUCGUUUAAUCUUUACAACAACCCCACAAGGUAAUAUUUAUUAUCGUUUUAACAAAUGAAGAUGCUGUGAAACUGAGGUUGGUAACUUGACCAAGGUCACACAACUAGUAAAUCUGGAAUUUGAACCAGGCAGUCUGACUCCAUAGUCAGUAUCUCCUGAAAAGGUUUCUCAAAGGAAAUAACACCAGGCUGUGUCUUGAAUGACAAUUUGUAGUUAGUGUGGCAAGAGGGUGAUGGGGCUAUGUCUGUAUGGUCUUCUAGACAGAGCACUGUUAAAAGUAAAGGUGAAGAAAGCACGUGGUUGAGAGAGAGUGUGGCAGACUACUUGUGAAAAACAUGAGUGGCAAGAGAUGACAUGGGAAAGACAGGGCUGAGUAAUGAACGGACUUUGAAUGCCAUCUAAGAAACUUAUGUUCUGUGACUUGGUUUUUAAAAUUACACCAAAGAUACCACUUUUCCCUUUAUAUUAUUUUGUUUGUUUGUUUUGCUUUAAAUCUUUUUUUAUUUUGAAAUACAGGACACAAUCAGGAAACUGCAUAAAAUACAAAUGUAAAACUUAAUGAAUUAUCUUAAAACCUCUUCAAGGAGUAGGGCACAGAGAGCCUGCAACCCAGCAGCUCCCUCUUAGUGGCCUGUGCCGAUCACAAUUCCUCCCCUACCACCUACAGGUCACCACCCUCGAUUUAUUUACCUUCCUUUUUACUUUUACCACCUUUACACCUCUAAACACUAUACCCUGUAGUGUUGCAUGUUUUUGAACACACGGAGUCGCAUAUUAUACAGCGAAACCUACGAGGGCCAGAACUCGCCGUGUUUUUCUGAGUCUCGCCAAGUUUUUUGCAUUUGACAGGGUGCGGUCUUAUGUCUUUUCUAUCGCUUGUUUUAGUGGAAAAUAUUUGAGUUUUCCUUCUCUGACAGGUUUCUGCCUUACACAAGUUCCAGCUUUCACAGGUUUUACUGUAUAUUCCUUUGUACCUGGUCCAGUCUGUUUUAUUCAGCAUUACCUUUGCAAGAUUCAUUCAGUUGUCGUGUGGCUGUCGUUCUUUUAUUUUCAUUGCUGUAUGGUACCCCGUUUCAUGACUCUGCCACAAAGGCACUUACCCGUUCUACUAACUGGGAAUAUUUGAGUGGUUCCCAGCUUGGGGCUAUUAUGAAUAUUUUUGUGUAUGUCUCAGUGCACAUACGCAUGGAUUCUGCUGGGUAUGUACUGAGGGGUGCAGUCGCUGGGUGUGCCUAUCUUCAGUUUUAGAAGAAUAAUGUCAAACUGUAUUCCGAAGUGGGUGUAACGCUUUGCAUUGCCACUAAUGAUACAUGAGAGUCCCUGUUCUUCCGUAUCUUUGAUAUUAUCAGACUUUAUAGUUUUUAGGCAUUCUAGUAUACCGGAGAUCGAAUGAUGGAAUUUUGUAAGACCAAUGACUUCUUCAUUGCAAAUACCUUCUUUCACCAACAUAAAUGGUGACUAUACACAUGGACCUGGCCAGAUGGAACACACAGAAAUCAAAUUGACUACAUCUGUGAAAAGAGACGAUGGAAAAGCUCAAUAUCACCAGUCAGAACAAGGCCAGGUGCCGACUGUGGAACAGUCCAUCAAUUGCUCAUACGCAAGUUCAAGCUGAAACUGAAGAAAAUCAGAGCAAGUCCACGAGAGCCAAAAUAUGACCUUGAGUAUAACCCACCUGAAUUUAGAGACCAUCUCAAGAAUAGAUUUGAUGCAUGGAACACUAGUGACCAAAGACCAGACAAGUUGUAGAAUGACAUCAAAGACAUCAUACAUGAAGAAAGCAAGAGGUCACUGAAAGGACAGGAAAGAAAGAAAAGACCACGACGGAUGUCAGAGGAGACUCUGAAACUUGCUCACGAACAUUAAGCAGCUAAAGCAAAAGGAAGAAUUAGUGAAGUAAAAGAACAGAAGAUUUCAAAGGGUGUCUUGAGAAGACAAAGUAAAGUAUUAUAAUGACAUGUGCAAAGAGCUGGAGAUGGAAAACCAAAAGGGAAGAACACGCUCGGUGUUCAAGGUGAAAGAACUGAAGGAAAAAUUCAAGCCCAGAGUUGCAGUAGUGAAGGAUUCUAUGGGAAAAAUAUUAGACGACGCAGGAAGCAUCAAAAGAAGACGGAAGGAAUACACAGAGUCAUUAUACCAGAAAGAAUUAGUUGAUGUUCAACCAUUUCAAGAGGUGGCAUAUGAUCAGGAACUGAUGGUACUGAAGGAAGAAGUCCAAGCUGCUCUGAAGGCAUUGGCGAAAAACAAGGCUCCAGGAAUUGAUGGAAUAUCAGUUGAGGUGUUUCAACAAACAGAUGUAGUGCUGGAGGUGCUCAUUCAUCUAUGCCAAGAAAUAUGGAAGAUAGCUUCCUGGCCAACUGACUGGAAAAGAUCCAUAUUUAUGCCUAUUCCCAAGAAAGGUGAUCCAACCGAAUGUGGAAUUUAUAGAACAAUAUCAUUAAUAUCACAUGCAAGCAAAAUUCUGCUGAAGAUCAUUCAAAAACAGCUGCAUCAGUAUAUCGACAGGGAACUGCCAGAAAUUCAGGCCGGUUUCAGAAGAGGACGUGGAACCAGAGAUAUCAUUGCUGAUGUCAGAUGGAUCCUGGCUGAAAGCAGAGAACACCAGAAGGAUGUUGACCUGUGUUUUAUUGACUAUGCAAAGGCAUUUGACUGUGUGGAUCAUAACAAAUUAUGGAUAACAUUGUGAAGAAUGGGAAUUCCAGAACACUUAAUUGUGCUCGUGAGGAACCUUUGCAUAGAUCAAGAGGCAGUUGUUCUCACAGAAGAAGGGGAUACCGAUUGGUUUAAAGUCAGGAAACGUGUGCAUCAGGGUUGUAUUCUUUCACCAUACCUAUUCAAUCUGUAUGCUGAACAGAUAAACUGAGAAGCUGGACUGUAUGAAGAAGAUUGGAGGAAGACUCAUUAACAACCUGCAUUAUGCAGAUGGCAUAACCUUGCUUGCUGAAAGUGAUGAGGACUUGAAGCACUUCUUAAUGAAGAUCAAAGACCACAGCCUUCAGUAUGGAUUGCACCUCAACAUAGAGAAAAUAAAAAUCCUCACAACUGGACCAAUGAGCAACAUCAUGAUAAAUGGAGAAUAGAUUGAAGUUGUCAAGGAUUUCAUUUUACUUGGAUCCACAAUCAAUACCCAUGGAAGCAGCAGUCAAGAAAUCAAAAGACACAUUGCAUUGGCUAAAUCUGCUGCAAAGGACCUCUUCAAAGUGUUGAAAAGCAAAGAUGUCACCUUGAAGACUUAAGGUGCUCCUGACCCAAGGCUUGGUAUCUCCAAUGGCAUCAUAUGCAUGUGAAAGCUGGACAGUGAAUAAGGAAGACUGAAGAAGAAUUGGCGCCUUUGAAUUGUGGUGAUGGCGAAGAAUAUUGAAUAUACCAUGGACUGCCAAAAGAACCAACAAAUCUGUCUUAGAAGAAGUACAGCCAGAAUGCUCCUUAGAAGCAAGGACGGCGAGACUGCGUCUUACAUACUUUGGACAUGUUGUCAGGAGGGAUCAGUUCCUGGAGAAAGAUAUCAUGCUUGGCAGAGUACAGGGUCAGCGGAAAAGAGGAAGACCCUCAACAAGGUGGAUUGACACAGUGGCUGGAAGAAUGAGCUCAAGCAUAACAAUGAUUGUAAGGAUGGCUCGGGAUAGGGCAAUGUCUCGUUCUGGUGUGCAUAGGGUCACUAUGAGCUGGAAACGACUUGACACCUAACAACAACAGUAUGUAACGGUGUAUCAAUGUGAUUUUCUUUUUGUAUUUCACUUGUGUAGCAUUGAUAGAGUAGGCAUCUUUUCAUAUGUUUUUUGGCCACUGUAUGUAUGUAUGUAUUUUUGGUUUGUGCCUCAUCUAGUUUCUUGCCCACUUUCCUAUUGGAUUGUCUGCCCCCCCCCUUUUUUUUUUAACUUAUUAGAACUCCUUAUUAUUUUCAAUACGAGCCGUUUAUACAUCACUUGCUUUUUCAGUUUCAUGAUGGUGUCUUGACGAACAAAAAUUCUGAAUUUUCUUAAUGGUCAUAUUUGUGUGUGUGUGUGCGCGCGCGCGCGUGAGCGUGUGCUCACGUGCUUUUUAUAUCUGCUUCUAGGUUUAUUGCUCAGAUCUGGGAAUGCAGCUUACCUGGAAUUGAUUGUUGUGUAUGAUAAUUCUUGAUUAACUUGUUAGCACUCCUCUGCCUUUAAAAUGUUUUUUAUUUUUUGUCCAGUUUUUAUGACUGUCCUCAGCAGGACCCAUAAACCUGUUACACGGGUUCGCUGGUGGGUUCAGAUUGCCAGCCUUUUUGGAUUAGCAGCCGAGUGCUGUAACUACUCUGCCACCAGGGCUCCUUCCUCAGCAGGACAGUUGGUCUGAAUUACCUAGCUUACUAGUCCCGGAAAGAAACCCUGGUGGUGCAGUGGUUAGAGGUUUCAGCUGCUAACCAAAAGGUCAGCUGUUCGACCCCUCCAGCGGCUCCAAGAGAGAAAGAUGUGGCAGUCUGCUUCCACAGAUAUUCAUAGCCUUGGAAACCUCAUAGGGCAGUUCUACUGUGUCCUCUAGGGUCCCUGUGAGUCGGAGUUGACUUGACGGCAGUGGGUUCGGUUUUUUUAUUUCAUUCCCAGAAGCAGACACCUCUUUAAGGUUCUAGUUUCACUUUAACUUAAAAAUGAUCUGAUAGCUCCUACUAAAGUGCCUCAACAAAUGUGUUUCCUAAAAAAAAAAAAAAGACUGAAAAACUAUAUAGAUUCAUAACAGUUUCUAUUUUUUAUACAUUAUUUUACUUUUAAGAGACCCAAAUGAGGCUUCCGUUUUAUCUGUGCUUCUCUCAGCUAUAAAGUACUGCUAGACAGCUUAAGGCUUGCCUCAUGAAGUGAGCACGGUCAUAGUUAUUGCAAGAUAAUGUCGGCACAUUAGUCACAGCAAAAAUCUAAAUGAAGAAAUGUCUGUAUCAGACAUUAAGACUUCGAUCAUAAAGUAGUUUAGCCAUGGUAAUGGCCACCCCCCUUUCUUGUUUAUCCAUAAAUUUAAACCUCUUUUUUGGCCAGAGAUGGACUGUAUGCAAACCACAUCCAGAAUGCGUAUAGUUGGUGCCACAAAAUAGGAAGAAAAUGUUUUCAGUUUAUGGCAGUGAGAUCCGUGACAUAUGAUGCUCCAGGAGCUGUUUUUAUAGUGGGCAAGAUGCGCAGGAACGGAAUAGCAAACUCACAGGAUUAUUGGCAGGGAAAAACUGGCUACGUGGCUGAUGUGAAAUUCGCAUUUUUCAGACAGCCAGCCUGAGGAAUUGGAAAGUGUAGCAGUGAGAUGAUUUUGCAGCUAGUAAACACAGCCUCGGGAAGCCAUGGCAAGGCAGUUUUCUUGUGAGCCAUUUUCAGCUUCUAACAGGGCAGGGUGUGGACGCCAGAGAGGAAGACCUGACACAGCCUCCAGGGAGCAUUGCCCAGGGGGAAGGUCCUCUCCCGGCUGCACUCGCAGGUAGUGAGGCAAAGACCCCUUGCCCCCGUUGGCACCCAGAACCCUGCCUUGCCCUGGCCAUGUCUGUCUCUGAGGUUCACAGUGGAGAUUAGCUUGAUUGUAGUGUUUGUAUCCUUGAAAGUUAGGGCCCGCCACUCGCUAAUUGCUUUACUUCCCAGCUCUUGCUUCUACUAUUUCCUUUAUCACUUUAAAAUAGUGGUUCCCAGAGUGUGGUAUGGGGACUGCCUCCUCUAAGACCCUUUCAGGAGGGCUGCACGGUCACAGUCAUUUUAGUAAGAAUACUACGAUGUUGUAUCUGCCUUCUUUACUCAUUCUCUUAAGAGCGUGUGGUGGAGUUAGUUCUCCAGGGGCUACAUGGCUUGUGAUAUUACAAAAAGUUGAAUGCAGAAGCAGUUGUUAGGAUACAAGUGUCCUGUCUUAAGCCAGACAUUAAAGAUAUUUGCAAAACUGUGAAACAGUGCCACUUCUCUCAAAAUUUUUGUCCUUUAAAGUAUCAGUAUUUUUAGUGAAAAAAAUAUCAACAUGGAAUGGUUUACUAUCAGCAUUUUUUCAGUGAAUUAAUACAUUUUAAAAAUUUUUAUAGUUUUCAUUUCUAAUGUGGUAAUUAUUGAAAUAACCGAAAUAAAUAAAACUUCUUUGGGGUCCUCAAUAAUUUUGAAGACUGUAAAGGGAUCCUGAGGCCAAAAAGUUGGAAAAUCACAGCUUGAAAUCCUGUAGGUUCUAGUUGGAAUCCCAGCUUCUCACUGAAGUCUGGUCAGAUUGUUUACCCCCGUUACCUAUCCAUUUUCUGAACUUCUGUGCCUACAGUGUAGUGCUGAGUUUUUCUGGAAUUGCUUUGUGUGCCAGUUUUCUCCAUAUCUGUAGUGGAAAGCCCCCGAGGACUGGGAUAAAAAACGUUGCCCUGAAGUCAAUUCCAACUCCUAGUGACCCUAUAGGACAGAGUAGAACUGCCCCAUAGUGUUUCCAAGGCUGUAAAUCUUUACGGAAGCAGACUGCCACAUCUUUCUUCCAUGGAGUGGCUGGUGGGUUCGAACUGCCGACCUUUUAGUUAGCAGCUAAGUGCUUAACCACUGUGCCAACAGGACAGGGAACAUGUCUUUCAUGAGAGAGUUUUUUUUUUUUUUUAAAGACUUUCAAGGUGUUUAGUGCUGGGCACAAAAUAAGCAGUUAUUAAUGAUUAUUCAUAUUAUUGCUGCCUUCAGUAUCAAUGUUAAAAUUUCCCCUACUCACCGAUUUAUCAGAGAAGCAAUGUAGGUUUAAAAAUUAGCAAACAACUUUAAUGUAGUUAACCAUUUAAUUUUUUUAAAACUACAUGAAAUUAAUACACAGUCUGGAACAAAGCAGACUUUUCUAUCAGUCAUACAUCAUCAGGAAAUUGGGUACAAAAGCUAAGCUUGGUAAUCUGUUUAAUUCUUAUGUCACCAACGGUUGUGAUAAAACCUGGCAACGGGCCCUUGCUCUGAAAGCAGUGAGCAUGUGCUGAGCGCUGAGUAAGCGUUCAGUAAAGCUGGUAGGGUUGAAUCUGCUCUCACUGGCUGCCCCUGCUGUCCCUGUAGCCUGCAGUCCUGCUCAGGUCUUCAGGGAAAAAAACCAAACCAGUUGCUGUUGAGUCGAUUUCCAUUCAUGGCAACGCCAUUUGUUUCAGAGAAAAACUGCACUCCAUAAGGUUUUCAAUAGCUGUAACCUUUGGCAGCCGAUCUCCGGGCCGUUCUUCUGAGGAGCCUCUGGGGUGAUUUGAAUCACCCGCUUUUCGGUUAGUAGCCGAGCACUUAAGCUUCUGCACUACCCAGGGACUCCUUAGGUCUACAGAAGGUAGCCUUAAUUUUUUAAGUCCUGUCUGUUGAAGAAUUGUCAAGUUGUCCUGAGACUAGCCUGGAGGACAUGUUAGUCAAUUAAAAUGGAUUAGUGGGGAUAGAAAUACCUUUUUCCCCAUUCUUGCUUCAGACUGAGUUUAUUUUUCUUAGGCAACCGUCCCAGGCUUCCAAGAUAUAAGAAUAAACUUAACAUCUUUAUGUCAGAGUCCUGCUGUCACUCCCUAAAUUCUCUUCACUGCUUCUUCCAGGAAGCCUAGGGGCCUGUAUGCAAGUAACACACCUACCCUAAGAGCCUAGCAGUACUUCACCGAAGCGUUUCCAGGACAGAGCAUGAUACCUGGCACGUGGCUACUUUAAUGAAUGAAAGAAUGAAUGAAUAAAUGGAAUCUGUACUUAUCCUUAUUGGGGUUUUGGUUUUUUGCACUGAAUGUAGCCUGGACUCAUCUUCACAGGCUUGUGUUUCCCCAGGAUACUGUCAAAGGCAGUAUUUGUGUGUUUCUGCGGAGUUUUGCACAGAGUCUGUUCCCAUGCAAACCAAUGAGGGAGAAAUAUCGGAAGAAAGCAGCUCCAAGGUGGAACAGGAAGAUUUUGUAAUGGAAGGGCAUGGCAAGACUCCACCUCCUGGCGAAGAAACCAAACAAGAGAAGGAGCAAGAAAGGGAAGAACAGUUAAUGGAAGACAAGAAAAGGAAGAAAGAGGAUAAAAAGAAAAAAGAAGCCACUCAGAAGGUCACGGAACAAAAAACCAAAGUGCCCGAAGUGACGAAACCAAGUUUAAGCCAACCAACGGCCGCCAGCCCGAUUGGCAGCUCUCCAUCGCCACCAGUCAAUGGUGGCAACAAUGCCAAAAGGGUGGCAGUGCCGAACGGACAACCGCCAAGCGCCGCCCGCUACAUGCCUCGGGAGGUGCCGCCGCGAUUCCGUUGCCAGCAGGACCACAAAGUGUUACUAAAACGUGGGCAGCCCCCUCCACCGUCCUGCAUGCUCCUUGGGGGCGGGGCAGGGCCUCCUCCCUCCACAGCACCUGGAGCAAACCCCAACAACGCACAAGUGACAGGAACGCUGCUGCAGAGCGAGAGUGGGACUGCACCAGAUUCAACCCUUGGAGGUGCUGCUGCUUCAAAUUAUGCAAAUUCCACUUGGGGCCCGGGAGCCUCCUCCAACAACGGCGCCUCCCCCAACCCCAUUCACAUCUGGGACAAGGUGAUUGUAGACGGGUCUGACAUGGAAGAGUGGCCUUGUAUUGCCAGCAAAGACACUGAGUCUUCUUCCGAAAACACCACCGAUAACAACAGUGCCUCGAACCCUGGCUCUGAGAAGAGCACUCUGCCAGGAAGCACCACUAGUAACAAAGGAAAAGGGAGCCAGUGCCAGCCUGCAAGUUCCGGGAACGAAUGUAACCUUGGGGUCUGGAAGUCUGACCCUAAGGCUAAAUCUGCUCAGUCUUCCAGCUCUACUGCAGAGAGCAACAGUGGACUGGGGAAUUGGAGGAACGUGAGUGGUCAGGAUAGAACUGGACCUGGCUCUGGCUUCGGCAACUUUAACCCAAAUAGCAACCCAUCUGCCUGGCCGGCGCUGGUCCAAGAAGGAAAUUCUAGGAAAGGGGCAUUGGAAACGGAUAAUAGUAAUUCCAGUGCACAGGUUAGCACAGUAGGUCAGGCAUCCAGGGAACAGCAGUCAAAGAUGGAAAAUGCGGGUGUUAAUUUUGUUGUCUCUGGCAGAGAACAGGCUCAAAUUCAUAACACUGAUGGACCAAAAAAUGGAAACACUAACUCCUUGAACUUAAGUUCACCAAACCCCAUGGAGAAUAAGGGAAUGCCCUUUGGAAUGGGCUUGGGGAACGCCUCCAGGAGCACUGAUGCCCCUUCACAAAGCACUGGAGAUCGAAAGACUGGGAGUGUUGGAUCUUGGGGUGCAGCUAGGGGGCCUUCUGGAACUGACACAGUCUCUGGACAAAGCAAUUCUGGAAACAAUGGGAACAAUGGAAAGGAUCGAGAGGACUCCUGGAAAGGAGCUUCUGUUCAGAAAUCAACUGGGUCAAAAAAUGACUCUUGGGACAACAAUAACAGGUCUACGGGUGGGUCCUGGAACUUUGGCCCUCAGGACUCUAAUGACAACAAAUGGGGUGAAGGGAACAAAAUGACAUCUGGGGUCUCUCAGGGAGAAUGGAAACAGCCGACUGGGUCUGAUGAGUUGAAAAUUGGAGAAUGGAGUGGUCCAAACCAACCAAAUUCUAGCACUGGAGCAUGGGACAAUCAAAAGGGCCACCCCCUCCCUGAAAACCAAGGCAAUGCCCAGGCUCCCUGUUGGGGAAGAUCCUCCAGCUCCGCAGGAAGUGAAGUUGGAGGUCAAAGCACUGGAAGCAACCACAAAGCAGGAAGUAGUGACAGUCAUAAUUCUGGCCGCCGGUCGUACAGGCCCACACACCCUGAUUGUCAGGCUGUCUUGCAGACUCUUUUGAGCCGAACUGAUUUGGACCCCAGGGUGCUGUCAAACACUGGCUGGGGCCAAACUCAAAUUAAGCAAGACACAGUGUGGGACAUUGAAGAGGUGCCAAGGCCUGAGGGGAAAUCUGACAAAGGAACUGAGGGGUGGGAGAGCGCUGCCACACAGACCAAGAACUCAGGGGGCUGGGGAGAUGCACCCAGCCAAAGCAAUCAAAUGAAGUCUGGAUGGGGGGAGCUCUCAGCCUCUACAGAGUGGAAAGACCCCAAGAACACAGGGGGCUGGAGUGACUAUAAGAACAACAACUCUUCAAGCUGGGGAGGAGGACGACCAGAUGAGAAGACAUCUUCCUCUUGGAAUGAGAAUUCCAGCAAGGAUCAGGGGUGGGGAGGUGGACGCCAGCCCAGUCAAGGAUGGAAUUCUGGGAAGAAUGGUUGGGGAGAGGAAGUCGAUCAAGCGAAAAACAGCAAUUGGGAAAGUUCUGCAAGUAAACCUGUGUCCGGGUGGGGCGAAGGGGGGCAGAAUGAAAUUGGGACUUGGGGCAACGGUGGCAAUGCAAGCAUAGCUUCAAAAGGUGGAUGGGAAGAUUGCAAAAGAUCUCCAGCGUGGAAUGAGACAGGCCGACAGGCCAGCUCCUGGAAUAAACCGCACCAACAGCAGCAGCAGCCACAGCAGCCACCGCCACCCCAACCAGAGGCUUCUGGUUCCUGGGGAGGCCCCCCCCCACCCCCUCCAGGCAAUGGACGACCUUCCAACUCCAGCUGGAGCAGCGGGCCACAGCCAGCAGCCCCCAAGGACGAAGAACCCAGUGGUUGGGAAGAGCCAUCGCCACAGUCAAUUAGUAGGAAAAUGGACAUCGACGAUGGCACUUCAGCAUGGGGAGACCCUAACAGUUACAACUACAAGAAUGUGAAUCUGUGGGAUAAGAACUCCCAAGGGGGCCCAGCACCUCGAGAACCAAACCUGCCUACCCCGAUGACCGGAAAGUCAGCAUCAGUCUGGGGCAAAAGCACACCACCUGCUCCAGAUAAUGGUACUUCAGCUUGGGGUGAGCCAAAUGAAAGCAGUCCUGGGUGGGGCGAAAUGGAUGAUACAGGAGCACCGACCACAGGCUGGGGGAGCGCACCCUCCAAUGCUCCAAAUGCCAUGAAACCUAAUUCCAAAUCUAUGCAAGACGGCUGGGGGGAGAGUGACGGGCCAGUGACAGGAACUCGCCAUCCCAGCUGGGAAGAGGAGGACGAAGGAGGAGUCUGGAACACCGCCGGCUCUCAGGGAAGUGCUUCCUCCCACAACUCAGCAAGCUGGGGACAAGGAGGAAAGAAACAAAUGAAGUGCUCACUAAAAGGAGGAAACAGUGAUUCAUGGAUGAAUCCACUUGCCAAACAGUUUUCAAAUAUGGGAUUGCUGAGUCAAACUGAAGAUAAUCCAAGCAGUAAAAUGGACCUGUCUGUAGAUAAAAAAUUUGAUGUGGACAAGCGAGCAGUGAAUCUCGGGGAUUUUAAUGAUAUCAUGAGGAAGGAUCGAUCUGGGUUCCGCCCACCUAAUUCCAAAGACAUGGGAACCACAGAUAGUGGGCCUUAUUUUGAGAAGCUGACUUUGCCUUUCUCCAAUCAAGAUGGGUGCCUUGGGGAUGAGGCUCCCUGCUCUCCCUUCUCCCCUUCUCCCAGCUACAAGCUGUCUCCCUCUGGUUCCACACUACCCAACGUCAGCCUUGGAGCAAUCGGCACAGGGCUCAACCCCCAAAACUUCGCUGCUAGACAAGGUGGCAAUCAUGGUUUGUUUGGAAAUAGCACAGCACAAUCGAGAGGAAUGCACACACCUGUGCAGCCACUAAACUCUUCUCCUAAUCUCCGGGCGCAAGUGCCUCCCCAGUUUAUCUCCCCCCAGGUUUCUGCCUCAAUGCUCAAGCAGUUUCCCAACAGUGGCCUGAGUCCAGGCCUCUUCAAUGUGGGGCCCCAGUUAUCUCCUCAACAAAUUGCCAUGCUGAGCCAGCUUCCACAGAUUCCCCAGUUUCAGUUGGCAUGUCAGCUUCUCUUGCAGCAGCAGCAGCAACAGCAGCAGUUGUUGCAGAACCAGAGAAAGAUUUCUCAAGCUGUGCGCCAGCAGCAGGAGCAGCAGCUUGCUCGGAUGGUGAGUGCUCUUCAGCAGCAGCAGCAGAGGCAGCCUAGCAUGAAGCAUUCGCCAUCUCAUCCUGUUGGGCCCAAGUCCCAUCUGGACAACAUGGUACCCAACACUCUGAAUGUGGGCCUCCCAGACCUUCAAACCAAAGGGCCAAUACCUGGAUAUGGUUCUGGCUUCAGCUCUGGCGGCAUGGACUAUGGCAUGGUUGGUGGGAAGGAGGCUGGAACCGAGUCUCGCUUCAAACAGUGGACCUCCAUGAUGGAGGGACUGCCCUCUGUAGCCACACAGGAAGCCAAUAUGCACAAAAAUGGCGCUAUAGUGGCCCCUGGUAAGACCCGAGGAGGGUCACCAUACAACCAGUUUGAUAUCAUCCCGGGUGACACACUGGGUGGCCAUACGGGUCCUGCUGGUGAUAGCUGGUUACCUGCCAAAUCUCCACCAACAAAUAAAAUUGGAAGUAAAUCCAGCAAUGCCAGUUGGCCUCCAGAAUUCCAACCAGGAGUGCCAUGGAAAGGUAUCCAAAACAUUGACCCUGAAUCUGACCCCUAUGUCACCCCAGGAAGUGUGCUGGGGGGUACAGCCACAUCUCCCAUUGUAGAUACUGACCACCAACUUCUGCGGGAUAACACCACAGGGUCUAAUUCUUCCCUCAACACCUCGCUGCCUUCACCUGGUGCCUGGCCCUACAGUGCCUCUGACAACUCCUUUACCAACGUUCAUAGUACUUCAGCAAAGUUCUCUGAUUACAAAUCAACAUGGUCCCCAGAUCCCAUAGGACACAACCCCACUCAUCUCUCCAACAAGAUGUGGAAAAACCAUAUUUCCUCAAGGAACACUACAUUGCUGCCCCGCCCACCUCCCGGUCUGACCAACCCCAAACCAUCAUCUCCCUGGAGCAGCACAGCACCCCGAUCGGUCAGGGGGUGGGGGACACAGGACUCACGGCUUGCCUCAGCUUCCACCUGGAGUGACGGUGGCUCGGUUCGUCCUAGUUACUGGCUGGUUCUUCACAAUCUCACUCCACAGAUUGAUGGGUCAACCUUGAGGACGAUCUGCAUGCAGCAUGGCCCACUGCUGACAUUCCAUCUGAAUCUAACCCAGGGCACCGCCCUGAUCCGAUACAGCACCAAACAGGAGGCGGCCAAGGCCCAGACUGCACUGCACAUGUGUGUGUUGGGAAACACUACCAUCCUGGCUGAGUUUGCCACUGAUGAUGAAGUCAGCCGCUUUCUGGCACAAGCUCAGCCCCCUGCACCUGCAGCAGCCCCGAGUGCGCCGGCCGCGGGUUGGCAGUCGCUGGAGACCGGCCAGAACCAGUCGGAUCCUGUGGGACCUGCGCUGAAUCUCUUCGUUUCCAUCGUCACCACGCCCUUCCACCUCUUCCCACGCACACAGUGUCUUCUUCCAGCCCCGCUGGUUGCUCUCUGGGCGGCGGAGCAGAGCCCUGUCGUGUGUGGUGGCCUCCAGGGGAAGAGCAGCUGUGUUCCGACGUCUAACAGAAGGUGAAAUCUUAGUGUCCCUGGGCUAGGAGGCAUAUCCUGAGGCUCCCAUGAGCCAGUGGAGACCCCGUCCACUGCUGCUCUUGGUUCACUGCUAUGUCCUGCCCGCCCUCCUCUCCUCCUGCCUGUUGGUUCCUUGACCUGCACUCUGGGUUAGUUGAGUUCCUUACGAUACUACGGUGAAAGCCGGGUGCUAGAGCCCCUCUUGUUUACAAGACAUACUGAGGGAUUUGAAAUAUGUAAAAAUAAACAUGAGAAGCUAAAACGUUCUUCCAUCAUAAGCUUAAAGGGAAAAAAAAUUUUAAACUUUAAAAAAAAAAAAAAAGACCAAAAAGUGCGUAUAAAUAUAUAUACACAUAUAAAUAUAUAUUUUAGAUGAAGACUAACUCUGGGAGCAUUUAACAGUGUUUUUUGUUUUUUUUUUUGUUUUUAACAUUUCUUUUCCUGCUUUAAAAUUUGCAAGCAUUCUCAGGAAUUCUAGGGUAGGAAGCCAGUUUUUUGAAGAUGGUUUAUUUAACCAUAUCUUAUCCUAGAUAGACGGCUAUUUCUUUCCUGUUAAUAAACUUUUACAAGUUCCUGAAACUUCAAAAAGUUUAAAAAAAAUUUUUUUACUUAAAAAAAAAAGUAAGAAAAGCCUCCAAAUGUUAUUGUCAUACUGGGGAUCACACAUUUUAAAACAUGUAGAAAGAAAUAUUUUUUACAAAUUAUCAAUUUAGCAGCAACUGGUAAAUUUGUGAUCUUAAAAAAAUGAGAGAAGGAUUAAGCUUUUUAAGAGCUCUAUCAUGGGUUCAUUUGAAAUUGUGUAUAAUUUAACUGGAGAGCGUUUGGCUUCUGUAAAUGGGAAUACGAUCACUUCACUCCUUUCCAUUUAAGACUGUAUUGAAAUCUCCCCUAGUAUUUUUUGCCCUUUUUUUUUUUUUUUUUAAUUCUUUUCAAAGAAACCCUUCUUCCUGCCCCCCACCCCCAACAAAAGAAAGGAAGGAAGAAAGAAACCACAGCUUACAAAGAGAGAGAGAGUGCGGUUUGGAUUGCUGAGAAUCUAUGUAAAGAGUUAGGAAAUAUAGGUUAAUAAUGUUUGGAACAAAUUUUAAAUAUAGGCAUUACUAGAGGAGAGAUACCUAUGGACUGUUGUCUUGAUGAAGAAUGUCUGUCUGACCUCCACUUGUUAGGGAGGAGGAGAAAAUACAGAAGAAUCUAAGAAGGAACAAGUGAUUUGACUUUUUUUUUUUAGCUCCCAGCUACUGUUGUGCUCAUUUUAAUUGCUGUUUUGAAGAUCUGCUGCUUAAUUACCCCCAUCCCUCAGCUGGACAGGUGGAGUAUUUCCUUUCAGUUUUUGGUGAUGUUGAAUUCUCCUUUCGUAUUCCCUCCUGGGGCUGGGGGUCAGAAUUCCCAAGCCUGACCACAGCGUCUUGCAGACAUCUAAGCUUAACCAGUGGGAAGGAAACUCCAGCUUGCCAGGUGAAGGGAGCCUGUGGGGUUGCUGCCUGCAAUUUCUCUCAAACCGCGUUAGUGCCUUCAUACAUACACCCAGACAUCCUGUGCAGGGGCGGCGUGUGUAUGUGCUUGUGGUCGAGCCGCUCCACAGACAGGAAGACAUUUGCCCGUUAAGGAGAUGGGAGUGGUUCUGGACAGGCCUCAAAGGCAGUGGGCUAGAUUUAAAAUAAGUCAAUAAAUCAGCACAAAUCAAGGAGGCUAAAUGUGCUUUUGUGUCUUCAAAAUAUGGCAUGCUAAGUUCCUGCCUUGUGCGUUGACUUCUUCAGGUGUCGUGACAGCUGCGGCGAUUCGGGAAGCCUCUCGGUGUUGGGCGGAUAGAAAGAGGCUCCUGUUUUUUUGCCCAUGUCCUCCUCUGUCGCCUUCCUCCCUCCGUUUUUUUGUCAGCUUGCUGGAAGCUUUGCUUUAUUGGCUGGCAGUGACCUAAGAACAGGCUAUAGUGGGGACGUGAUGGAAGAGGAGGAGCUCUUCCCUUUUUGUGGUAUUCUUUGGCAAGAGCCUUGUCUGCCGGGAGGUUAGGUGACUUCCAGUUCAGUGGGAGCGUUUUCUUCACCACAUUCUGGCACAUGUAUAGGGGCUUGCUGGUCACCUCUCAUUCUGUAGACUUAUUUUAUGGACAUUUUGAUCAUGUAACGUUGAGCUUCCCAUGUUCUUACUAGCUUCCAUCAUUUUUUUAAGCAUGUGGCCCCUAGUGACUAGAGGUGCACAGCUCUUAAAUGUCACGGGCUUGGCAUCGGUCUCUCACACAAGUCGCCAAAAGAAAGGAAGCACCAGUAGGGCGGGGGACAUCCUCCACCAGGACGGAAGCCUCGACUGUCGGUUGAGAUCCAGUGCCAUGACCAGAUUCUAGGUGUUAAAAAAAAGCAAAGUUCAGAUCUCCGAGACACUGUGAAGAAAUGGAUGGCCCAUGUAGCAUCUCUGAUCUUAGUCCCCAAGGCUCAAGAUUUUUCAGGUAGACAUUUACAGGAGUUACCAUACCAACGCUGCAAGGCUCCAAAGCAGUCUUUCCUCAAUGUCCCCCAGUAAAUCAGCGAUUUCCGUUUACAGCCAUUCAGUUAGUUUGAUGUAAAGCAGCUUGAUUUUUCUAUGACAAUGGCUCCUGUUCUAAGAAUUUUCCCACCUCUUCUGACAUGAAUGUAGCAUAAGUUAGCAGUUGUUUCUUCCAAGUUCCUGUGGGUCGGAUGUGGUGUAUAAGGUAUGCAGGAAAAAAAAGGGGGGGGGGGGAAGUUCCUGCCUAAGAAUUUGGGAGAGCCUUUAUUAAUAUAACUAGCAGAAACUGGGCUUUCAUGGGCUGUUGACUUGUUGCAAAUACUUUCACCACAUUUUCAGGAAGUGGGACGGUUUUUCAGGAGGGUUACUAGCCAGAUUCCAUAUUGGCCACAUGCUUUCUUUUUUUUUUAAUUCUCCUUUGAUUUUUGGUAUUUCGUCAUCCUGACACCUCUCUUCAACAGAGUGAAGAUGUCUGCGUGCUGAGCAGAAAGCUUACUCCAAGCCUGUUUCUCUGCAGGGUAAACUGGAUGUUUUCAGCAGACUUGGCUAUGGUCCCCAUCUCUAAGAUUAGGGAACAGUUGAGCAUCUAUGUAGAAAAGGUCCCAUUUUUCUUCAUCCUCAGAGCUAAAAUUCAGUAUAUAAAGCAUUGUAGGCUUAUUGUUUUGGAAUUGAGUUUUGUCUUUUGUUUUAGGUAUCUCUAAGGUCCUUAACUAGGGAUAGAGAUACAUUUCUAGAGGAUUUAGAAAGACAACCAAACUUCUCCAGUGUUUUUGCCAAGUUUGGUCGCACUUCCUGUCUAUGCAUUAACUGUACACUUCUUAGUGUUACUGCAAAAAGAAAUCUUGUUCUUUGUGUUCUCCCUCCUCACGUGGACAACCAUGGCCACCUGUGGUCAUGCAGAUAAAAUACCCUAGUCUGUGUGUAGAAAAUGAAUUGUCAGUCUUGCGACCUUCGUAGUCAUUCAGAAAAUAGGGUGUGCCCCCGCCCCUCGCUGCAUGCUGCACCCUACUCCCUCCUGCUUUAUCUGCAAGCACAGGUGUGUUGCCCCCUGCUGUCUAGAAACAGGCACGUGCCAGGGACAGCCUCACUUGAUUUCAAAAAAAAAAAAAGAUAUUUCCAGUGUCUACGCACACCCUGUAAUGUGGUCUAUAGGUUUAUGGCUGGUGCCAAAGGCGUGUGCAUUUUCAGAGAUGGUCCCCAUUUGUCAGUGAUAGCGUUUCUUUCUUGACCUUGAACUUGACAGAGGGGGUGGUGGUAUCACAUUCUUCAGAUUUGGAACAAUUGCCAACUCCAGGAACCUAUGAUUGUGGUAGCUUAAUAAAAACAUCACUGAUUGGCCCCACUGUGCCCGUAACUCCCCCUCCUCAGGCCACCAAAGCCAAGAGGCUGUGAGCAUCUGCGGGCUGUGCAGGCAGCACUGGAAAGGGGAUGGAGAACUCUCCAGAUGCGGGUGGGCAGUUACACGGACAAGGUAUGGAGUGCCUACAGAAUAUUCCUAACGUUGGAGUUGUUUUUAGGCUAGCGGCCUCUUGUAGUAAUCACUACUACCACCCAAAGAAGUAGAGAAAGUGACAGAAAGUGCCAGUGUUUGCCUCGCAGAAUCUCCACAGGUCCCUUUUCAGUUAACUACACACCCGCAUUUGUUUUUCAUGAGAAACUAUGCAUGGCAGGAGCAGCGGUACAAGCCUGACCCCCAUGGGUCUCUGCAAGGGUCAGCUGUUGGAUCAUUAUUGUGACAAAUACUUGUCCAUGGGAGGGAAAGGCCACAUACCUUCGACAGCAGAGAAUUGUUCUCAGUUUUACAUAAAAGGAAAAUAGUGUUUUCCUAAAGCACUUUGUGCCUCAGAUUAUUUCCAUACUAUGGAUCACUGCCUUGGAAGUAAAUUCCCAGUAGUAAUUGACCCAUUUUUAGCCAGUGUUAGUAAGUAGAAUUGUUUUUCCCAUAAGUGAAAUUCCUCUUUACUGCUCAUGGUGGGCAGAUAGCCUGCAAUAUUGUUGUAGCAGAGGCGUGAAGCGAAGUGCUCGUCCCUCCCUUCUCCCCGCCUGGUUUCCUGGACCUCUCCUGAAUCUGGCCUUCCUCCUCCUCGGGCUGGCUGCUAAAAGGUGUGCCUGUGUCUCAGAGGGGCGGGUUGUAAAAAGGUGGCUGGUGGUGGGAUGAUGCAGCCUUACUGUCAGGACUAGCCUUACAGCAGAGCUUUUGGGAGAGAACGAGUGUGUAUUCUAAAUAUGUUUGCCAAAAAUUGAAAAGGGGGUAAUUUAUGCAAAACAAAGACCUUUGGAACCUUUAAGAAAUUACGGACCUUUUAAAGGUAGCGUAGUUUUUUCACCAAGUGAUGCAUUCACCUUGACACUUCUUGCCAGAAAGUUUGGGAUAAGCUAGAAAAAUUGUGUUUAAAACACCACCCCACCCCCCUUUUUAAUUUUUUCCAAGGAAUUAUUUGUGUAGUAUUUCUGAAUUGUGCCUUUGUGAGUACAGAGACCGCCUUCUUUAGGGAGAUGCUGUCCAGUGGGAUGAAACAGAAAGAUGGUCAGCUUAGUCUUUAGGGGAGUCUGACUUUCUCCUGGCAGCCCCCAGGGCAGCCGUGGACUUCUCACUAGCAUCAAUAUUGCACAGUGUUGCUUGUGGAAGAGACUCUGGGGCCCAGGAGAGGAGAAAAUCAGGUAAAGGAGCACCCAGGACUCUGUUGAGACCCAGGUUAGCCCAAGAGUGCAGGUUGAAUCUCUGUCUGUAUUACCUAGUUGUACUUGGGUACACGGACGCAUGCAUGGCUGUGGCCAUCUUUUCCUUUUUCUGUAAGCACUGAAGAACUGAAAUAUGGUGAUGUCUGUGACGCACUCUUGCAUGUCAAGAAGGCGUUUUCUAGCUUCUGCCACACGCGGGGCAUAGAGCGCAUCCCAUCCUGAGUCUUUGUCGCGGGAAGGCCAUCCUUUCCCAAAUCAGAGUCCUGUGUUGUUGCCGUUUAUGCGAGAAGGGUGCGGCACACGAGGGAAAAGGUUUUGAAAAAGUAAGGUCAAAGUGUCCGAGAAAGAAAAGAGAAAAAUCUGAAAUCGUAUUUUGUUUCUUCAGAACUAUUUUAUAAGCAUGGAAACCUGCAGUGUCUAUUCAUGUGUGUUUAGGCUUGUUUUAAACGAUUCCACCUCUUCUCCCCACUUUCAGUCUUCUAAAGAAACAUUAAGUGAAUGCUAAGGGCCAUUUCCGUAGUUCUUCCAGACUCCCCCAAAGAGGAAAACAGCCCCUCCGCGAGAUUCCUUCUGCUUCCUCCGGGAAGACGCAGGGAGGCCAGGCGAGAUGCCGCCGCUUGCUUUGCAUCACUCUCAUUCCUCUCAAAUGGCCUUGAAAUGUAUUAUUAUGCAAAUGUGAAUUUUGAUACUGAAUUUAAGAAGAGGUCGCUGAGUUUGUUGUCUUUGUUUUGUUUUUUUCCCAAAAAAAGUCCCACAUGUAGUCAUCGUUGCUUCUUUAUUUUGUAUCACGAAUUAAUUGUAACUAUGCAUUCUGCAAAAGGCGGGGAGGAGAGGACCGAAGGGGAAAAGAAGUGGCUUUGCAUCCUUGUUCUACAGUUUCUGUGUCCAUGGUGUCCCAUGUCCUGGAGGGGGAGGGGAGCGAGAUGCUGGCAGGUCAGCACAGUGAAGUGGGAGAGACCCCGGAGGGAGUCCUCUCUGGGUCACAGGCAGGCCUGAUAAAGCCAGGCAAAUUCCAGGGGCCUGCAGCAGUCCCUAUAAAGACCUGAUACAGCACUCAGUCCUAGCCGCGCAGUGUUAACCCCGUGUGACAGUGGGACCUCUGCAGCUCCAGUGUCCUGUGGGAAAAAGUACUCAUCCUUUCCUGGAUUCAGACCCUUUCAAGCUCAGGAAACCGUGCUGACCUUCAAGCUAAUCUGUAUGUCAAUUCCAGAAAGAUCCUCCUCUCUCUCUCUUUUCAUUUUCCUUCUUUUUUGUUUUUUUAAGAGUCGGAAGUGAACUUACACUAAAUUACAAGGAAAUUGUCUUCUUCUGCAGGGAAGACGGCUGUUGCUUGGAAGGCAAAAAAGGAUCCCCUUCCCCAUCCGCUGUCUCCCCCUACCACCCCGCCAAAUGUCAUCCCUGCCCCCCUUGCAGCCAGUGAGCAGUGAGGUGUUUGACACAGGACGCCUGCACUUUCCUCUUGGUCCUAACAGAGUUCCUUUACUGGUCUUGCCUGUGGUACAUCGAGGCAUCUGCAUCGCCCUGGUCUAGGAACCAUUGGUAACAACCAGUACCCCGAGGAAGAGCUGGCUCUCCUGUACUCACUGUUGUCCAUACAGCCCUUUCUGUUGGUGAUGUUCACAGUCCUGUAACCAGUCAUAGACUUGAUCCCCGUCUCCUCGGGCCUGUGCCGGGCUGCUCAGGCAUGAUCUCAUCAGGGCUCCAAUCUGUUAGAUUGCCUUUAAACAAAAACCAACAAAAUGAAAAAAUAAAAUCCUGACGUUUCAACUGUCUGACACAAAGCGAUACCUCCAGGUCCAUUUCCCUCUUGCUGUGUAAACCCUUCACUCCUCUCCCCUUUUCUGACACCAGUAGGUUAUCCUUUUUAAAAUAUGAACAUGUAAAUAGCAGGAUAACUUUUUAAAAAUUUCUUUGCUGUGAAAGUAACCCUAAAUAGGAUGUUUUCCAUUUUUUAAGCCAUCAUAUGUUUCAGAUCUUCUUUCUUGUGUAAGAGGUAAAAGCAGAGCAGGUCAGAGGAGUGGGUUUGUGUUUGUGGGGUGUCUCUCUCUCUGUGGCCUCUCAUACACGGUGACAGCAGACUGCUGUUGGAGCCCUAGUUCCACAGGGUGGGGAGUGUCUGAAUCCCUGUCUUCCAGAAGACCCACCCCUGCCGGGGACUCCAGAAUGUUUACUGUGCUGGAAGACCUCGAGCUCUCAGCCUCUCCUGGUUCAAAAGUGCACACCCUUGACUCACCGAGUAGAAUUCUGUAGUUCACAAAGGGAAAUAGUCCCUUGCGUUUCUAUUUGGAGAUGUAGGCAUCAUCGCCUCCUGGCUUUGUGAAGCUUUGGAAAUGGCUUUUCUUUCUUACCGAGAAGGAAACUCACCUAAAGAGAUGUGCAAACAGCCACCCUGGAAGGUGGGUGCCUCCUGAGACCUUUCUCACAUCCCUGAGUCUUAAAUACAUUUGUUAAAUUUGUUAAAUACAUUAACAAACGCUGCUUGCCAGGACCUGUCAGCUACUGCUCUCUGAAAUUUGGGCACCCACAAGGCACGGUUGGAAUGGAUAAUUGGGCAUAGCUUCUUCUUCACAACCAAUCUCCUUCCCCCCAUCUUAGAAACCCUCCUUCUGUUAAGACGACUCUUUAGUUUGCUCCUCACCCGUCUUGGCAUAGUGACGACUUCCUUUGAGGGGAAGAAGCUUGGUUAUAAGUAUAUGUAUAUUAUCCACCCGCCUUUUGGUUUGGGCGCUGUCGCCCCAGGGUGUUUAUUUGGAGACCCCUUUCCUCUCCAUCUCCUUCCUCUGAGCCCCAUAAAUUCUUCCCGUCCUUAUACCCCUCGAUGAUGCUCCCAAAGGGCUUUCUAACCUCUGAACUUCUUUCCGGGACACUCCCCCACCGCUACCCAUUGCGCACACCAGUGACCAAAGUGUAUCCAGCGAUCUCACAGAAGACAUCAAAAUGGUGCACCGCGAACGUGCUCAGACACGUGCACAAGCUUCUGCACCCUUGGCCUUAAUCUCAGUGUGACGUAAGGGGCAGGAACGUUUUCAACAGGUUUUCAAAAAACCCUUCUGGGAGGCAAAAAAAAAAAAAAGGCAGAUGCAGCAGCUCAACCGUGCCCUAACUCUCCACUCUUUGCUCACAAUGUCCCAUUCUGUACCCACCCCACCCCACCCCCACUUUGAGUAACCAAAAACAGAUGACAAAAGCAACCUGAGGAGAGGUUUCUGGACUAUUUUCUCUUUCUCCAUCGAGGUGGAGACACGAAAUGCUGCUUUGGGUUCCAUAAUCCUAGGGGGCUAUGUUUACAUAGUAAAAUACAUCCUACCAAAUCAGGAAACCACAAUGAGUGGGCCUCACUUCAGUGAGCGUUAGGUCACUGGGGCUGAGCCAGAGAAGUGAGAGACCUGGGGCGGGGGCAGAGGAGGAGGGAUGGAGAAGUCCUGUUUUAAUUAUUUGUGACGCGUUACUCUCUCCCUCCUCGGCGCCUGCCUUCACUUCUCUUCUUGCCCCCUUUAAACAGAAGGUGCAGAGAAGGGCAUCAAACAGAGGCUGGGUUUUGAUUAAAAGGCAGCUCUCCAACUUUGCACACAAACAGGUAACAGGAAGGUACAGCAGAAACCCUCUCACCUGAAACACUGUCAGCAGAAACAAAACCUGUAAAAAUGACUCAGUAGCUGCACAUGUUGAUGCUCUCUGCAAGUUACCUAGAAGUGUUUUGUUUUUCUUAUACUUGAAAUAGCUUUUACAAUAUUAUUUUGGUGGCUUGCUUUUCUCUCUUCCGGUGGGCAGUAGAGAAAGUUGACAGUGGUGUUUUAGGAAGCUUGUGGGGAGAAAAGGGAGGAUAUGGCAUUGUCUUUUCUUUUUUUUUUUUUUUUAAUAACAUGGAGGUUUAGUCAAACUCCCAUAUGUUGGAUUGCUCCUCAUAUUACUGGUUUUACAUGGACACAGAAACUAGGCACUUUGGAGGUGCACUUGCAUGCAGGCUGGGCCCCCCUUUUCUAUAUUUUAUUUUACUAUUUUAGUAUAGUGGUACUUAAAAUCACUGGUUCACUUAAAAAACAAUAAAAUGUUAAACUCUACUAAUGUACAAAUAAGCUGCAAAGUUGCAUUUUAUGUGUAUUUUUUGCCAUAGCAGGUACUGUAUUUCUCAUGCUGGAUUUAAAAAAAAAAAAUCAAAAACAAAAAAAACUAAAGGG
This is a messenger RNA of Loxodonta africana (African savanna elephant), 40795 nucleotides long. It is a transcript of the gene TNRC6B, whose product is annotated as trinucleotide repeat containing adaptor 6B. The transcript has 27 exons. Gene Ontology annotation, molecular function: nucleic acid binding. The record is from RefSeq and is a predicted model, not a curated record. Gene Ontology annotation, cellular component: nucleoplasm; P-body. The coding region runs from base 25771 to 31461 and encodes 1896 amino acids. Lineage: Eukaryota; Metazoa; Chordata; Mammalia; Proboscidea; Elephantidae. Gene Ontology annotation, biological process: miRNA-mediated post-transcriptional gene silencing; positive regulation of nuclear-transcribed mRNA poly(A) tail shortening.